Molecule: messenger RNA, 1035 nt
Organism: Plasmodium malariae
Lineage: Eukaryota; Apicomplexa; Aconoidasida; Haemosporida; Plasmodiidae
Product: lysine decarboxylase-like protein, putative
Exons: 1
Coding region: 1-1035 (344 amino acids)
Cellular component (GO): cytosol
Source: RefSeq, a predicted model, not a curated record
AUGGAUAAAAUAGAUGAAAAAAAUAAAAACUCCAAUAAUGACAUAAAAAGCGAGAUAAAUAGCGACGUAGAAAGCGAUGGCAAGGAAGUGGAAGUAAGUGAGAUUUAUAAUAAAAGUAAUUUCAUUAACGGUAAAGGGGGGAGAUUGGUUCGAAUACUGUCCGAAUUCGUUGGUGUGCAAGAUGCAUUACGAGAUGAAGGUAUAUUUUUCACUGUUGUAAUAUUUGGGUCAUCUAGAUCAUUAAGCAAUGAAAAAUAUGAAGCAAGAAAAAGAAAAUUUGAAAAGAAACUAAGUAAGUUCAGUGAAAAAAUAACAAAUAAUGUUCCAUUAAUAGGUGAAGAAAUAAAAGAAUAUGAAAAGGUAAAAACAGAAAUGGACAAAUUACAAAAAUUAAGAUGGACUACUGAAUAUUAUGUAAAAAUAUAUGAUCUUUCUAAAAGAUUAACAUUAUUUUUCGGAACAGAGGAAGGUCAAAAAGCAGUAAAAAAUAUAUCCAAUCAUUUACCGAAGGUUCAUAACUUUUUACCAAAUAUAAAAGGAGAGAAGAGUCCAAAUAAUUAUACUGUUGCAAUAUGUACAGGUGGUGGACCAGGUUUUAUGGAAGCAGCAAAUAAAGGAAGUAGAGAAGCAAAUGGAAAGUCAUUAGGUUUUAUGAUUUCUUUACCUUUUGAAAAGGGAGCAAAUCAAUAUGUUGAUAAAAAUUUAUCUUUUAAAUUUCAUUAUUUUUUCACCAGAAAAUUUUGGUUAGUUUAUUUAUCAUUAGCAUUUAUUAUAUUACCAGGAGGCUUUGGAACCCUAGAUGAAUUAAUGGAAAUUUUGACCUUAAAACAAUGUAGGAAAUUUAAACGAAAUGUACCUAUAAUUCUUUUUGGAAAAGAUUUCUGGUCAUCUAUUCUAAAUUUUAAAAAAUUAGUGGAUUAUGGUCUUAUAUCUCAAGAAGAUUUAGACAGCAUAUAUUUUACUGAUUCUACAGAAGAAGCUUAUAACUAUGUAAUUAAUCAUUUAAAAAAAACAAGUUUGUCAGAUACGGCGUAA